Salvelinus namaycush (lake trout) is the source of this 2395-nucleotide messenger RNA. RefSeq names its product polyunsaturated fatty acid lipoxygenase ALOX12-like. Bases 288 to 2300 code for a protein of 670 amino acids. The transcript is spliced from 15 exons. The record is from RefSeq and is a predicted model, not a curated record. Gene Ontology annotation, biological process: linoleic acid metabolic process; lipid oxidation. Lineage: Eukaryota; Metazoa; Chordata; Actinopteri; Salmoniformes; Salmonidae. Gene Ontology annotation, molecular function: protein binding; iron ion binding; arachidonate 15-lipoxygenase activity.
AAGCCAAUUCCUUAGUUUGGAAAUGUGGACAGGUAGUAAGAGCAUGUGAAUGAUCGAGAAAGGGAGAGAUGUGGUCUCAUCAGAGAGGAUGUUUGCAACAUAGCAGAUUGCAGUUGGACCACUGAACUGGUACACAGUAGUGUGAACAAGCUAACUGUGAUAUUUCAGAGAGAGGGGGAAGAGAGAGAGAGUUACUGACACAGGAACAAAGAGCAGAGGGAGAAAGAGAGAGAGGCAAAGAGAAACGUUAGACAGUGGACUUUCUGUUCCUUUCACUAACAGCUGAGAUGGAGGAGUAUAAUGUGACAGUUGCUACAGGCACAUCAGAGUAUUCAGGGACCAAUAACUACAUAUACAUUACUCUGGUGGGAGAGAAAGGAGACAGCGAGAAAACAACACUGGAUAACCCUGGACUGGACUUCUGUAGAGGAGCGGUGGAUGAAUACAAGGUGUGUAGCCCGGCUCCUCUGGGUCGUGUCCUUUUGGUGCGUCUGGAGAAACAGAGGUACUGGGUAGAGGAUAACUGGUUCUGUCUCUAUGUCACCGUGGCGCCACCAGGUGGUGGUACAGCCCUCACCUUCCCCUGUUACCGCUGGCUCAUAGGAAAUGUCAAGGUGGAGCUACGAGAAGGCACAGCAAUGAGACUCAGUGACGACACCUCUACUCAGCUUUUGGCUCACAGAAAAGCAGAACUGCAGGAGAGACAGGCGGUAUACAGAUGGGUUGCAUGGGCUCCUGGGAUUCCCAAGUGUAUUGAUGCGAAGACCGAGGCAGACCUUCAUCAGGAUGUUCGCUUCGACAAUGAGAAGAGGAGUGACUUUGAGGGCUCCUUACAGUACGCUCUUCUAGAGCUGUCUUUAAAGAAGCUAGCCAUCAUGUUCGGGAAGUCAUGGGACAAUCUGGAUGACUUCAAACGAUGCUUCUGGAAACUCAGGAGCCCCAUAUCUGAGUACUGUAUGGAGCACUGGAAGGAAGACUCAUUCUUCGGAUACCAGUGUCUGAACGGUUCAAACCCCAGAAUGAUCCAGUGCUGCAAGAAGCUUCCGGGAAACUUCCCCGUCUCUGGAGACAUGGUGCAGGGGUCGCUGGCCCCAAGAACCACCCUAGAGAAGGAACUCAAGGCGGGUAACAUCUACUUGGUAGACUAUGCCAUCAUGGAUGGUGUUCCUACCAACGUAAUCAGAGGGAAACCACAGUACAUCGCUGCUCCUCUCUGUCUGCUGUAUGAACACCCAGACCAGGGACUCAUACCCAUCGCCAUACAACUAGGGCAGACUCCUGGCUUGGACACGCCCAUCUUCCUGCCUAAAAACCCGCCCCUGGCCUGGCUAUUGGCCAAGAUCUGGGUCCGUCACUCAGAGUUCCAGGUGUUCCAGCUCCUGUCCCACCUGUUGAGAACUCACCUGGUGGUGGAGGUGUUCUGUGUGUCAACACUACGACAGCUCCCUGCUGUCCAUCCAGUAUAUAAGCUCCUGGCUCCUCACCUGCGCUAUACUCUGGAGAUUAACUGCAGGGGGCGCACUCAGCUCCUCUCAGCCGACGGCAUCUUCAAAAGGGUGGUGUCUACAGGAGGGGAGGGGCUUCUGAUCCUAGCCCAGAAUGAGUACAAAGUCCUGACCUACCGCUCUCUGCAGCCCUACCAGGACUUCCAGCAGCGCGGAGCCUCCAAGCUCAGAAACUACUUCUACAGGGAAUACAGCCUGAUGCUGUGGGACGCCAUACACAGUUUUGUCUCAGGGAUGGUGUCACUGUACUACCAUUAUGACAGUGAUGUAGUGGAGGACACUGAGCUGCAGGCCUGGAUAAAGGACAUCGCUGAGGAGGGCUUCGUUGAUGUGCCCAGAUUUGGUCUGGCCAGGGAACUACACAACAAGACAGAACUGAUCACACUGCUGAGUGUAGCUAUCUUCACAAGCUCAGUACAGCAUGCAGCCACCAACAAUGGACAGUUUGACUGGUGUGCGUGGGUACCCAACACCCCGUGCACAAUGCGCCACCCUCCCCCGACGGACAAGGACGCUGUUACCAUGGAGAUGAUCAUGGACACCCUCCCAGACGUCAGCCAAACAUGUUUGGAGAUGGCGAUCACAUGGCACUUGGGUCGGCCACAACCGGACGCAAUCCCAUUGGGUCAGUACCGGGAGCAGUACUUCACAGAGUCCCAGGCCCAGGAGGUGAUUGACAAGUUCAAACAGGAACUGAAGGAGAUAGAGGAACACAUCCUGACCCAGAACGAGGGACUAGAGCUGCCCUAUCUUUUCCUCCUGCCCAGCCGCAUCGAGAACAGCAUCACUAUAUAAUAUACUGAACAAAAAUAUAAACGCAACAUGCAACAAUUUAAAAGAUUUUACUGUGUUAGUUCAUAUAAGGAAAUCAGUCAAUUGAAAUAAAUGAA